Messenger RNA from Platichthys flesus (European flounder), 2103 nucleotides. Its product is annotated as meiotic recombination protein REC8 homolog. The transcript has 17 exons. Bases 1 to 1779 code for a protein of 592 amino acids. Gene Ontology annotation, cellular component: cohesin complex; synaptonemal complex. The record is from RefSeq and is a predicted model, not a curated record. Gene Ontology annotation, molecular function: protein binding; chromatin binding. Gene Ontology annotation, biological process: replication-born double-strand break repair via sister chromatid exchange; mitotic sister chromatid cohesion; synaptonemal complex assembly. NCBI's taxonomy places the organism in Eukaryota, Metazoa, Chordata, Actinopteri, Pleuronectiformes, Pleuronectidae.
AUGUUUUACUACCCCGCGGUGCUAACACAUCAGACCGGAUGUUUCUCUACAAUCUGGCUCGUGGCCACCAAAGGGAUCCGAGUUACUCGCAGAGAUUUCCUAAAAGUGAACGUCAAAAGCACAUGCGAUGACAUCAUGAAUUACGUGCUGCAGCGGGUCCCGCCCCCUCGACCUGGUCUGCCUCGACCUCGCUUCUCCCUGUACCUGUCCUCCCAGCUGCAGUACGGCGUCAUCGUGGUCUACCAUCGCCAGUGUGCUCUUCUCCUCGAGGAAGUUCACACCAUCAUGGGUCAGCUGGUGAAACGCAAGAAGUCCAAGGAAAUUGAUAUAGAGGAGCAGAACAGACAAGCUCUGCUGCUCCCGGAUGCUCUGUCCCUCCUGGAGGAGGCAGAGGGAGCUCUGGAUCCUUUAUUCGGAGUGAUGCAGGAGGCCGUGCCGAGUCCCCGUGCACUGAUGCAGAUUGCAGAGGAGUAUCUGAGAGAAUCCUCUCCUGAGCUUUCUGAAGGAAGCAGCCCGUCUCCUCCUGCUGGUGCUCCUCGUCCUCGUCCUCCUGCUGCUGCUGCUGCUGCACAGGACAUUGGCAUGACUUCAUCUCCAGACUCCAUCACCCUCAGAGAGCCCAAUCCUCUCUUUAUCCCCAUUCCAGAGUUUGAGGGGGUGGAGCUUGUUGAUCACGAUCUAGACACUGUUGACUUACUCAUGGCUGAAGCAGACCACUUUCCAGAAGGGGAUUUGGAGAUGUUGAGAGAUGAGAUCCACCGACCGCGUUUCUACCCCUGCGUCAGUUUACAGCCCACCGUUCUCUCCGGUGAAGAGCCGACGUUGUUGCCUCAGGAAGAGCCUGUCGUGUCAGAGGAGAGGCCGGGACCCCCCCGAGGCCACAUCACCCCCGUGUCUGAGCCCGUCCUCCCGCCGCCGCCGUCCGCAGGGAAACGUGCGAGGCCCAGCCUGGGGUUACAGUCCCUGCAUGCUCGGAAAGGGCCCCCUCCAGAGGUGAGGAGGAGGAGGAGGAGGAAGAGGCAGCUGGUCUUCUUCGACCCGGAGACGCAGAUCCCCCAGGAGGCGCUGCAGCAGCAGAUCGACAACCCUCUGACUGAGACCAGACGUCCACCUCGCCCACUGCCCUCGUCUGUCGCUCGCUCUGCUGCUGAUCUCCUCAACAGCCCAUGCACCUUCUUGCCUGAAGAGGUGCUGUCUCUAUGGCAACAGGCGGCGAAUAUCACGCCCAUCUCCGGCUCGGACCUGCAGGGCGGAGAGAGAGGGCCCGAGUCCACGGACUCUGAGAAAGAGAGAGAUCGGGAGAUGGUGGAGGUGUCAGAGAGAGAGGAGGAGAGACUGGAGCACAGCCCCAGAGAGGUCCAGAGAGAUUUGGAAGAACAGGAGAAUGAUAUUUCAGGCCUGGGUACGCUGAGCCUGGAGGGCUCUGACCAAAAGGAAAGAUCUCGAGAGAUCUCGCCCAUGCACUCAUUGGAGAAAGAAGGGUCCAUUGUCUCUAGGUCUGUUUCCGUACUGCAGGACAUCCCAGAGGUGGUGGACGAGUUUCUGGAGAGACCAGCAGCUGAGUCUCCAGGGUUAUUGCCGGAUGAGGAUGAAUCUGCACCUGUGCUUUUUCAGUCUCUCCUGCCGCCAGAGGCCGACCGCCCGACUGUCAGCAUCAUUUUUCAGAAGCUCCUGGGGAUCGCCUCGUCCAGGAAAGUGCGUGUGCAGCAGCGGGAACCUUACGGCGACAUUUGGAUAACACCUGGACCCAACUACAGAGACGUGCUGCAGACUUUGUAACGAGGAAACCGUCGCCGCCAGCUUCCUGUUCUGACAUUUGUUCAGGUUCAUAAUUCUGGAUUCAAUACGACAUAACACAGAAAUAGUCCCAUGUUUUGUUAGUGAUCAUUUCCUAAAAGUGCUCGUUGCAUCUCGUUGACAUGUUUGAGAUUAUUGUGGUUUUUUAAAACUUUUUACCGGCAGUUUUUAGGGUAUUCAGCAUGAAUUGACAUUGUUAAUGUGACUAAUAACCUGUAUCAACUUCAUGAGAUUUUCAGAUGAACAUUUUCACAGUUUUUUACCGUUUGUAGUUUUGAUAUUUUUAAUGAGCAUGUUAUUCUGCAC